UAAUCCAAGGGAAACAACAAUUAGAAAGAAAGCAACCCAGAUCACACCACCACAAAUUAAACCGUAUUUUAUUACCAUCACACGCAGCCCCCUUUUCCCGUGGCAAUAAUACAAUCCUCUAUUCCUCUCUCAUGUCUGCCUUUUGAGCACAUAAACACACCACCCUCGCCAUCAUCAUGCCUAACCAAGUUUAGGCCCUAAUCAACGCUUUGCUCUGCACACCUCGCAAGAGAUCAGAGCCCCUGAAAGCUAGAAGAGGAGAUAGAGGAUAACCCACACGCCAUGGGGAGAGCGCCGUGCUGCGACAAGGCGAGCGUGAAGAAGGGGCCAUGGUCACCGGAGGAGGACGCGAAGCUCAAAUCCUACAUCGAGCAGAACGGCACCGGCGGCAACUGGAUCGCCCUGCCCCAGAAGAUCGGUUUGAAAAGGUGCGGCAAGAGCUGCCGCCUCCGGUGGCUGAACUACCUCCGGCCGAACAUCAAGCACGGCGGGUUCUCGGAGGAGGAAGACAGGAUCAUCCUCAGCCUCUACAUCAGCAUAGGAAGCAGGUGGUCGAUAAUAGCAGCGCAGCUGCCGGGGCGGACGGACAAUGACAUCAAGAACUAUUGGAACACGAGGCUCAAGAAGAAGCUCUUUGGCAAGCAGUCGCGCAAGGAUCAGAGGCAGCAGCAGCACCUGGCGCGCCAGGCGGCAGCAGCUGCCAGCGACUUGCAGAUCAAACAAGAAGCGAGCAGGGGUGCAAACGAAGCCGAUGGCUUGGCUGCCGGUGCCAAUUACACUUGGCAUCACCACCACGCCAUGGCCGUGCCUGUGCACCCGAUGUCGGCACCAAUGGUGGUGGAAGGAGGCCGUGUGGGAGACGAUGUCGAUGAGUCGAUCCGGAAGCUUCUGUUCAAGCUCGGAGGGAACCCAUUCGCGGCCUCGCCGGCACCGCCAUGCAUACCUCCACCACCAAUGUACGAGGAAGCCCCAAGCUUCGUGCCACCAUUGGCGCACGGCGUGCCGCUCAACGAAGGCGGCAUGCAGUGCUCCAGCGUGCUGCCGGCGCUGGAGCUGGACGAGAACUUCCACUUCAACCAUGUCAAGCUGGACGGGCUCGAGUGCCUCUUCGGGAUGGGAGAUCACCAAAACAUGAGAUGGAAUGAGGUGAGCCCGUUGGUUUGCCCUAAUAACGCUGUGGCGUCCAGCUCCCAAGGGAUGCAGCAGUACUGCCUAGUUGAAGAACCAGCUGACCUCGGGAUGCAGUAGCAAUUUGGUUGUGUUUCCGUGUACAUGCAUGAUUGUGUGGUGUAAAUCUGUAGCAUUCAUGGGGAAAUUAAUGGGGAAAGAUGAGAUCAAACUUCUUUGAACUAAGAGCAAUAAGGUCGAGCUCUCACCACUCCUAGAUGAGAGAUAGGUGCAUGCCUGAUUUUCCAGGUGUCUUCAUGUGAGUCUAGUCUUUAAAUGGUAUUUUCCUCUACUCUCUUACUGCCCUACAGAAACAUUUUACAUUAGACUGUACGUGUUGCAUUUAUCUGUCGCUUAAUUUGGUGUGUUUUGGCGUA
Oryza sativa Japonica Group (Japanese rice) is the source of this 1544-nucleotide messenger RNA. RefSeq names its product transcription factor RAX3. NCBI's taxonomy places the organism in Eukaryota, Viridiplantae, Streptophyta, Magnoliopsida, Poales, Poaceae. The record is from RefSeq and is a predicted model, not a curated record.